Mytilus californianus (California mussel) is the source of this 2416-nucleotide messenger RNA. RefSeq lists its product as uncharacterized. The transcript is spliced from 13 exons. Bases 1 to 756 code for a protein of 251 amino acids. The record is from RefSeq and is a predicted model, not a curated record. NCBI's taxonomy places the organism in Eukaryota, Metazoa, Mollusca, Bivalvia, Mytilida, Mytilidae.
AUGAGUCCAUUUGAGAACUUGAUUCUGCAUACUGAGUCAAACUCAAUUGAAAGAAAUCCUGCCCAAAUUCAAUCUGCAGCUGAACCUCUCCCUCUCCCUCCAAUAAGACGUCCAAGAAGAAGGACAGCAACUGCAGCAAAUGACUUCAUCAGAGCAGUUAAUUCUACAGAAAGUAGUAGUAGUAGAAACAGGUCUGCAAGGAGUAAUUUAACAAGAGUAACAACACAGAAUUCUACAGAAAGUAGGAGAAACAGUCCUGCUAGACAAAGUGAUUUGGCUGAAGUUAUAACACAGAAUUCUACAGAAAAUAGGAGAAACAGUCCUUCUGGUCAAAGUAAUUUGGUUGGAGUAACACAGGAGGAAGUAAGAAGAGGACAUACGUAUCAAGAGCUUGGUACACCAACAGUCCAAAUUAGAAGAGAAGUUGCUGAAACAGCCAGAAGAUCUAUUUUGGACUUAUCAACAGAGAAUGUUGUUAAUCUGGAUGAAACCUUACAAGAUGAUGUAUCUGCUGUUGCUGAUUUCAUUCCAGCUGUUCCAGCUUCUGUAGUAACAAGUUCUUUGCCAUCAGUAACUGAAAUAUGUGAUGCCAUUAAAGAACAUAAAAAGAACUUUAUUAGUGGUGAUGAGGAAAAUCCUCUUCUGAUGGAGGUAAAAAGGGAAGAUGUUCUCAAAGAUGCUUUGGGAAUUAUAAGAUUCUUCCAACAGGAUCUGCACAAUCCCUUGAGAAUUUCUUUGUUGGAGAACUUGGAGUAGAUUUAGGCGGCCUUCGAGUCUGUUUCUGUACAAACUCUCUAAUUCUAUGUUCAUGAAAGUUAACAAAAUGUCACUUGAUGAAGAAGAACAAACUGUACACAUCUCUAGAAGAAGGUUGUCAGAACUUGAAAUAAAGGCAAAUGCUGCAACAGAUUUCAUCCAACAUUUCCAGAAUAUUGAUAAAGAAUUUAAAAAAGAAAAAGCUAAAGUGAAAAAGUUCACUAAAAUGUUAAUAGAUGAUCAAAAAGUUAUUGAAAAAUUGACUUCUGUAAGGUGUAUUAGUGCCAGUGAUCUUUCCUCAUUAGACUCAAGGUCAUUGAUCUAUAGAAAUUCUUCACUUGUUACUCCACAAUCAAUUAUAGAAACAGAUGGCAGUUCAGGAUCUUCAUUUAUCUUUCCAAUAAGCGAUCCUUUCCUUUCCCCAUCACCAGAACCUUCAUCAAAGAAACCACCAACUCAGCUAAGUGCUACCCCUCUUGAACUUACUACUCAAUCUAAGACGACAACUACAGUUUUUAAAAAUCUUCGUGAAACAGACUCAAUAAGUAAUUCAGGCAGCAUUUCACUACCAUAUAAAUGAAGUGCGUCUGUGAAUGUAAGCAUAACUGGUCCAAAAGCAAAUAAUGUGUUUGCUGAUGUUGUGGAUGACAGAGGUAAAUCUGAAGCAGUUUUCCUUAAUCUAGUUAAAGAAUUGAAAAGGACAAAACAUUGUUUAAAUCAGCUGAUGUUAGAAAAGGGCCUCACAAUGGAAGAAUUCAUGGUACUCCAGGAGCCCAAACUUUCCAAAAGAACAUAAUAGAAAGGUUAAAGCAUACCUACUUCUACCUUGGCCAGCUUGUGACCUUGUUCGUGCUAGAGGAUGGUCCUGGAGUAACAAUUUUAUUUGAUGCAACAACUGAUUAUAUCCUUCAUGGAAGGAUUAAAUCAGUUGUUGACAGUGAUGUGGGGGAAAUACAGGAGGUCUUCCAAAAGAUGGAGAGUUGCGUCACAGGUAGUGAUUUGCAAGCACAUUAUUGUGACAUCAUAGAAGAGGCCUCAGCUGUCGGUUUCCUUGUACCAGUGAACAAGAUGACAAAAGAGCAUUUGCCAGUUUUGAAGACAGCGAUGGUUCAAAACCAUAUCGAAGGUGCCAAAGAAGAACUGGACGAUUUUUUUAGAGGCCUGGAUACACAUCAGAUUUUGAGUUUUUUGAGAAGAGAUGACAACAUCCUUAAUGCAAGGACCCUCGUCUGUGGAAGAAUUAAACCACUAACAGCACUUGCAUUAAAAGACCUUCUCGUGUUUAAAUACUCUGAAGGAAAUAGGAAAAUAAAGGAAUUAGCCACAGCUCAUGGUUUUCUAACCUUUAUUCAAGCGUCUAAAGGUGAUGGUGCAAGUGUUAAUGGAAUUACAGUGAAACCAGAAAACAUUCUGAUGUGGCUAACUGGAUAAACCCACAUACUAGCAGCUGGAUUCCAUAAACAGAUUGACGUUCUGUUUGGGGAUGCAAUCACCAUAAAUACAUGUGCAUUGUGUUUCACUUUGAAAUUGAGUGAUAUGACAAUAGAACAGGCUGUUGAACAUUAUACAGAAUAUUUGAUCAACAGUCAAACCUUUACUGUGGAGUAAUACACUAUUUUCAUAUUACCGACUUUUGACUCCGGAUUAUAUAAUUUGUCGA